AUGGAUACCACCGACGAAAAACGCAGGGAGAAGAGGCAGACCUUCCCUGGUGCCCUCCCAUCGACAACCAAACCCCUAAGCGACAAUGUCCAGUCUCCUCCUCCAGCACUCUCACCGGCCAGGCCGUCAACUGCCCACCGCAAUUCCACAAUCAGCGUCAACAGGAUGCCGAGCAUCUUGGAGGACGAGAACGCCAUGUUCAACAAUGUCCAGAGACGAUCGAGGGUAACCAGUGUGGGCCCGUACUACCGGUACGGAGAGGAUUAUAUAACGCCGUGGGACCUAGUCGGCGUUGUGCAAUCGCCGCCUCCUCGGGCGCCGUCAAGACAGAGCACCUUCAGCUCGAGGGCCACCAACAGUGGGGACCUGCCGGACAUCGAGGCGGGAGAAGACGAGAAACUGCCCCGGGUCCGCGACGAGACCCGGAUAGCCAGGCUGGGAGGAUGGCGCCGGCUUUUGACACUCUUGUUGCUGCUGGUGGCCUCUGCCGUAGGCCUUGGAGUGGGGUUGAAAUUCGGCCUGCAUAGCUGA
This is a messenger RNA of Diaporthe citri, 531 nucleotides long. RefSeq lists its product as uncharacterized. Bases 1 to 531 code for a protein of 176 amino acids. The transcript has a single exon. Lineage: Eukaryota; Fungi; Ascomycota; Sordariomycetes; Diaporthales; Diaporthaceae. The record is from RefSeq and is a predicted model, not a curated record.